Messenger RNA from Belonocnema kinseyi, 1764 nucleotides. RefSeq names its product 4-coumarate--CoA ligase 1-like. Gene Ontology annotation, biological process: long-chain fatty acid metabolic process; fatty-acyl-CoA biosynthetic process. The record is from RefSeq and is a predicted model, not a curated record. Bases 187 to 1719 code for a protein of 510 amino acids. NCBI's taxonomy places the organism in Eukaryota, Metazoa, Arthropoda, Insecta, Hymenoptera, Cynipidae. The transcript has 7 exons. Gene Ontology annotation, molecular function: long-chain fatty acid-CoA ligase activity.
CGCCAGUGUUCAGCCGAGUUGUAUCUUGCAUCCGUUUACUGGAGUCUCAACUCGAGAGUGAACAGCCCUUUGAGAACUCUUGCUCACCAGUGUCGAAGCAACUAAUAUCAAAAAUUAAUAACAUAAAUCCACCUUCAUAUAGUACGGGUGAAAAUAAACCAUUCAGUGAUUUUAAACUGCAGUAAAAUGGCAGCGAAGAUUGAUGCUGAAACGGGAGAAACCAGAACAUAUAGAGAAUUAGCCGAUGAAAGCGUUCGCUGUGCAAUAUGGCUUCAAAAAGAAGGAAUAGGCCCAGGUGACAUCAUCGCUCUGUGCACCCACAAUAGCCUUGCAGCAUGGGUUCCUUAUUUUGCAACUUUUUACAUCGGAGCGAAUCUUACUCCGUGGUUUCACGAUUGGUCACCUGAUACGACAAGAUACAUUGUAAAUUUAACAAAACCAAAGGUUAUUUUCGCCAACGAGGAUGCUGGUAAAAUGCUCAGAGAAAUACUUAGAGAGGAGAAUGUUGAAUCGAAAAUCAUAGUUUUUGGUAAUGUUCCUGGAUUGGAAUCUUUCGACGAUAUUAUUAAAAAACAGAGUGCAGACCAAGUGGACAAUUUUCAGUGUCACCCAGUAAAUCCAGAAGAUGAUGCCUUAAUGUUAUUUUCGUCAGGAAGCACUUGUUUUCCCAAAGGUGUUCAACACUCGUAUCGAGGAUUACAUUACAAUACGUAUCGAUUUAGUAACUUAUUUAAAAAACCAGACAAUAUGGUUGUGAUGUAUACUUCACCACUGUGCUGGAUAGGCGGAUCUUUAUUUACAGUAUGGAGUAUAUUUUCUAUACAUCAAGUCAUUAUCGUGAACAAUUUAACAACGGAAAACCUUUGCAGAAAUGUCGAAAAGUUCAAGGUGCAGUUUGUAUUUUCAGUGACAGAAUUGACAAAAAAGCUCUUCAAUUCAUACAAAUUAAUGACAAAAUUUGAUUUAUCUUCUAUAAAGUACCUUAUAGUUGGCGGCACAAAACUGCGAUCAGAAGUCACAAAAAGAAUUAAAAGUGUAUUGAAGAAUGCUGGCAGUGAUGGUGAAAUAUUUCAAUCAUACGGACUCACAGAAUCAGGUGGAGUUAUUGCUAUACAACGAAGAGGUCACAAUAAAUAUGAGUCUUGCGGAAUCUUAUCCUUUGAUAUACAAUUGAAAAUAAUAAAUAUCAAUACUAAAGAUAUACUAGGAGCCAAUCAGGUGGGUGAGAUUGUUAUCAAACAGACGCAUAUGAUGAAGUUUUAUUUCAAAAAUCCAAAGGCCACCAAAGAAGUAAUUGAUGAUGAAGGUUGGCUUCACACGGGAGAUUUGGGCUAUUAUGACUUGGAGGGCAACAUCUACAUUCUGGACCGAUUAAAGGAGGUGAUAAAAUACAGAAGGCAUCAAAUUUUUCCAAUAGAAAUAGAAAGUCUCCUUAUCAAACAUCCCCAAGUAUUGGAUGCUGUUGUUGUUCCCGUACCUCACUCAGUGGACGAUGAACAUCCAAUGGCUUUCGUUGUAAAGGCUAAAAAUUCAGAUGUAUCUAAAGAGGAACUCGAGAAGUUGACGGCAGUUCUUGGUGACACUAAGCAACUCCGAGGUGGAAUAGUAUUCAUAGAAAAAUUACCACAAACACCGAACAGAAAAAUUAAUAAAAUGAAACUAAAAGAAAUGGCUAAGGCUUAUCAUGACUCUAGUUCACCACAAUCGUCAUUUGUUUAGAAAAAACUGAUUUUAAGCAAAUCCAAAUAAAGCAAUUUUAGACAA